Messenger RNA from Carya illinoinensis, 1538 nucleotides. Its product is annotated as DExH-box ATP-dependent RNA helicase DExH16, mitochondrial-like. The coding region runs from base 963 to 1205 and encodes 80 amino acids. Gene Ontology annotation, molecular function: RNA helicase activity. The transcript is spliced from 3 exons. Gene Ontology annotation, biological process: RNA catabolic process; mitochondrial RNA 3'-end processing. Gene Ontology annotation, cellular component: mitochondrial degradosome. NCBI's taxonomy places the organism in Eukaryota, Viridiplantae, Streptophyta, Magnoliopsida, Fagales, Juglandaceae. The record is from RefSeq and is a predicted model, not a curated record.
UUGAUGUUUGCAUGCUAAUGUCAUCUCAUCGGAUCCUAAUGUGCAAGAGCCACUAUAGAUAAUAUACUAAUGCUACUUUACUUCUCCAGUACAUGGAUGGGAUCUUUUUAUUUCCUCAGUUUGAUAUAUCUUAUUCUAGGUGGCGUUUUUAGUGAAUUGUUCUACUGUAUCAUGACGGUAUGAGAUCCACUUUAUUUCAUGAUUUGAAAGAGAAGGAAUGAAAAUUGAAAUUAAAAAUCCCCCCCCCCCCCCCUCCUCCUCCUCCUCCUCCUUCCUUUUUUCUUUUUUCUGACCUUCUAUAGACUGAAGGGUUAUUUCUUUUUAUGAUAAGUUUUAACUGGAAGUUUGUUGUUUUUGUUAUGGAAUUUUCUUUUCUCAAUUUUGUAUGGAUUGAUCUUGUUGAUCGGUACUGGACAAAAAUGAUCCUAAAAGUUCAUCUGCAACAAAGUUUAGGGACUAGCACGUUUUGGUUUCCCUAGUGGCUUUUCUUGAACUAGUUGCAAUUGCUGUAAAUUGCAUUUAUGUAACUAAUAUCCCCAGAACUUUAUUUUUCGGCGUACAAAUACUAAUACAGCGAUUAUUAUUCUGAAUUUUAUUGUCUGAUUCGUAAUGGAUGUGCCCAAUCCACAAAGAAAGAAAUGAAUAAAAAAUCUAGAAAUCUUUUGUUGUCAGUUCUAUGCUAAUUUUGUUGUGUCUGUAUGAUGUUAGCCAUUUUAAUAGGUUGAAUUUUAUGAGAAACUUCCACGUGAUCAAGAGACAUGUAUACAGACUAAAGGUCAGUAAUAGGUUGAAUUUUAUGUAUUGUAACCUUUUCACGUGAUCAAGAGAUAUACAGACUAAAGCUCAGUAAUUACUUCUCCAUUGUUUGUUUAGUAAAUUAACCUGUCUAAGUGUAUAUGUAUCUUCUCCACAACUGUAGAGGGAAAUUGAAAAUGGGGGAAAGCAUCUUUGUUAUGUAGUUUAUGGCUCACUGCCGCCAGAGACUCGAACUAGACGGUCCACAGAUAACAAUGUUCAAUGAUGCAAGCAGUGACUUUGAUGUUCUUGUGGCUAGUGAUGCCAUUGGGAUGGGUCUCAAUCUGAACAUUUCCAGGAUCAUAUUUUCAACUAUGAAGAAGUUUGAUGGUUUUGAAAUGCGAGAUCAUACCGUACCUGAAAUCAAGCAAAUUAUCAUUGAGGAGCAAUAUAAUUGCGCUUACAUAUAAGAAUUCCAAUUCAUGUGGCAGUUGAAGUUUUGAAUUUGCAAGGAUUGGCGUAUGAUGUGUUUGUGACUCUGGGUUUGAGAAGUCCUACAAUAACAGAGGUGGUUCUGAUUGGCCCUUUAUAGUUUGAGAAUGACCAAUCACAUUAGAUUAAUAUACAUAUUAGUGAGCAGUUAUGCUUGAAACUAGAUUUUUCCUUUAAGAAGAUUGUGUUUAUAGUUUUAUAUGUUUUGUUUAGCCCUUUAUUUUCUAAAAUUCUUUCGUUGGUAUAUGUUAAAUUUCAAUUGGACGCAGUGUUCAUGUAAAGCACGUUGAAAUAUAAUGUGGAUUUGUAUU